CGCUCCAAACUUUUUUUCCUCGGCGCUGCCUUCAGUCGGAGCACCGGGCAGCGGUGGGUGUGAUGCCGGUAAACGUGUGGUCGCUGUGUCGCCGUCAGAGCGCUCUCUCUGCGGUUCCACAGCAAUAAAAAAGAAAAAAAAGAAAAAGAAAAACACCCAAGGUGAGGUGAGCAGGAGGACAGGAGCUCCAUGUUAAAGGACUGCACCUUGGAGAAAAGUGGCUGCCCGGAGCCCGUCAGCAUGCGGGUCCUGUUGAGUGUCCUGUACCCCGUCCUUUCCCUCACCAUCUUCGGAUUGUACCCCUCCAUGACUAUCGGCCCAAAGGAGGGCUGGCAGGUGUACAGCUCAGCACAGGAUGCUGAUGGGCGCUGCAUCUGCACAGUGGUGGCACCAGAACAGAGCCUCUGUUCCAGAGAUGCCAAGAGCAGGCAGCUCCGCCAGCUACUAGAAAAGGUGCAAAACAUGUCUCAGUCCAUUGAGGUGCUGAAUUUGCGGACUCAGAGGGAUUUCCAGUAUGUCAUGAAGAUGGAGAACCAGAUGAAAGGCCUGAGGACCAAGUUCAGACAGAUUGAGGAUGACAGGAAAUCCAUCAUGGCCAGAAAUUUCCAGGAGCUUAAGGACAAGAUGGACGAGCUGAAGCCGUUGAUCCCCGUGCUGGAGCAGUACAAGAUGGAUGCUGCACUCAUCUCCCAGUUCAAGGAGGAGAUCAGGAACCUGUCUGCGGUGCUGACAGGCAUCCAGGAAGAACUCGGGGCCUAUGACUACGAUGAGCUUUAUCAGCGAGUCCUGCGAUUAGACAGCAGACUCCGCAGCUGUAUGGGCAAACUGACGUGUGGGAAAUUAAUGAAAAUCACUGGACCUGUUACAAUAAAGACAUCUGGAACCCGGUUUGGGGCAUGGAUGACUGAUCCUCUAGCAUCAACCAGAAACAACAGGGUUUGGUAUAUGGACAGUUACACCAACAGCAAGAUUGUGCGUGAGUACAAGACAAUGGAAGACUUCGUAGCAGGAGUGGUCUCUCGAACCUACAGCCUCCCGUUUAAAUGGGAAGGAACCAAUCACAUUGUCUACAACGGAUCACUUUACUACAACAAGUACCAGAGCAACAUUAUUGUCAAGUACAGCUUCGAGACGGGCAGCGUGCUGGCCCAGCGAGCUUUGGAGUUUGCUGGCUUCCACAACAUGUACCCCUAUACAUGGGGGGGAUACUCUGACAUUGAUGUCAUGGCUGACGAACUGGGAAUGUGGGUUGUGUACGCGACCAAUCAAAACGCUGGAAAUGUCGUCAUCUCUCAGAUCGACCCCGACACCCUGCAGGUCCUGAAGACUUGGACCACCGAAUACUCCAAAAGGAAUGCAGGCGAAUCUUUCAUGAUCUGUGGGACGCUCUACAUCACUAACUCUCACCUGUCUGGAGCAAAGGUUUACUACGCUUACUCUACCAAGACUUCAACUUACGAAUACAUAGACAUUCCUUUCCACAACCAGUACUUUCACAUCUCCAUGCUUGACUACAACGCCAGAGAGAGAGCACUGUACGCCUGGAAUAACGGACACCAGGUAAUAUUUAAUGUCACCCUGUUUCAUGUCAUCAAAACUGAAGAUGACUCCUAAACGUGAAACUUUACCAACCACAAUUAAAGCACCAUCAUUUGUGAUACAAGGACCUCCUAAUUAACUAUGAUUUCUUUUGCCAGAAGUGGACCACGGUAUCUUUACUUGCCAUUACUUGAACUUUUCUGAUUUGUGGCUCUGGAUUCUUGGCUGAAUUGAGCAUGGGCACCAGUGAUUUAAUACUUUACUGGAAAACAUACUAUACACUUUUUACACUUUUCCAUUGCUGCUGAUCAGACUGGUAUGCCUUAUUUGCUAAGUAUUGGGUCUGCCAUCUGAAAACUCUCGAUAGCUUUUGCAUGAAUGUCAACAUUUUGUCUGCAGUGAUUUGCGAUAAUAUAUAGCUGUGUUUUGUUGCAAAUCUGUGACUUACUUACAGUGUUUGCUUUUUGUCUAUUUAAAAACCUAUUUAAAAGUACUUAAACAUUUAAAGCAGCCUAUUGCAUAUUUGCUACCAUGUAAAGUUAGCUGGUUAUAAAGUAUAGCAGCCAUGUAGGCCCUGUAAAAUAUUGCUGUUACGUAUGUCUCUGUGAAAGAAGAACAUUUGUAUUUUUUAUAAAAGAAACCCAUAGGAGGAUAUCUGUGCAUUUUCAUUAAAAUUAAAUAUUGUACAUUUCAUUAAAAUGGUUUUGACUGGUAAAAUGAACAUCUCUUAUGAUCUGAUGAAGAAGCAGCUCCCUGGGGCAUCCCAUGACCUCAUCCUAUUUAUUAUUAUUCCAACCAUGAAACUCUGAACAUUAUCUGUCUUGUUUUGGUUGUGUUUCUAGCCCCAUGAUAACUUGCAUGAAUUACUGACACAACUUCUGAUUACUACUUUCACUGAGUGCAAGUUCUGCAAAAGUUAGCGGCAUGUUACAUACAGUGUGUUUUCAUUUCUCUUAGGGCUUUCUGGAAAAAUAGGUGAUAUGAGAACACAAACCGUUACACUCGAAACGGUAUAAUGUGAUCAUACAUCUGCCUUCAAAUAGAAAUGGAUAUAAAAGUACAUGUAUACUUGAAGAAGCAAUCCAAAUUAGUUGCAAAGGAAGGGACACUGUUCACUGUGGGCAUGCAGACAAGCUAUGGUGUUUCAGAUUGUUUCAUUGCUUCUUUGGUAGCAACAAAAUCAGACCAGUAUAAAUCUGCUGUUGUAUGUUAUUGAGGCCAUUUAUUUAGAAUGUCCUUCCGUCUUUCUGUAGUAGAAAGCAGAGAUGAUCACAUUAUUCUUCUUAAAAUAUGACAGAUAAUGCGCCCGCGUAAUUCAUUUUCCAAAAGCUAAAAGAACAAAGACACCUGUAGCCUCUUCUUCUUGUAGAUGCUACGUCUAGGGUCAUCUUACUUGUAAUUGGUCACAUAUGGACACUUUUUCAGGACCCUUUGGUGUCACCUUUCAGUGCACUUGGUACCCCAUUUGGGUAUUUUUUUGUUGUGCUGGUUUAUUUGAUAGAACUCCCCCAACGUCUAAGAACAGACCUGAGCAAAAUGUUGUCUGCUACUGCUUUUCAAGCAUCUAAACUUAUUUUAGAGGGAUUGUCCACUGUGGUAACCAAAAAAUGAUGGAGUUCCUCAUUGCAGGUGGGAGAUAUUUGCCCUUGAACAUGGUUAAUGUUAUGAAAGGGUGUACUUAAACCCCACCCAACCUGACUGACCUUCCCCAGCAGGACAAAGCAACCCAUCACACCGCAAAUUGUGCUCAAGAACACAACAAAACGCCCAAGGCAUUGACCUGAUUGAGUAUCCACUGGAUGUGCCAGAGCAAACCCCUUCCACAGAUCCCUGAUCCUGCAACCCAACAAGACCCAAAGAAUUUGCUAAAAACAUCCUAGUACCAGACACCACAGGACACUCCCAAAGGUCCUGCCUCCUUAUUAGGUCAGAUUGGCACAAAGGGGAUCUGAACAAUACUAGGCAAGCGGUUUUAAAGUUAGGGCUUAUCAGUGUAAUACCUUACUAACUGAGAUGUUGGAGUGUCCUGCACACUGAAAACUGGCGAGUGCAUUAAAAAGAAGAGAUUCUGACUCCUGACAGUAUCCGUAUGUGAUGAGUUAGGAGUAAGAAUGUCUUGCUCCUCCAAUGAAAGGAAUUAUUAGAGGUUGUACCCAUAGUUCAUGCUUUAAAUAACUGAUAUAAAAAAGAGAAAGAUGAAAACAUAUGGUGACAGUAUCUCUGGGAAAAGGAGGAAAGAAAAUCUAUGCUCUCAACAUGAGACUUUUAGAUAGUUUAAGAGUAUUUUUUUUUUUUUUUUUUGGUAUUUCAAUCUACAUAAAGGGGAACUGAGCCGCUGGGAUGAUUCAUACUGUUCAGUAUAAUAUUCAUCUCCUCGCCAUCAUGUCUCUGCCUCCAUUAACAGGGAAUAUGUUUGGAUUAUGGUCCCUGAUGGUGGGCUCAUGUGAGAUCGUUUUUAUGGAAAAACGCUCAGUCCCGUCUCCGUGCACAUACAAUGAAGCACAUCUGAGGCAACAUGCAUUUGUAUGCACACUCAUAAACAAACACACUUGGAGGUGAACUGUGAUCUGUUAAUUUCAUUAUUCUCCAUCAGCAACCACAGGGAACGGGAACAUCAUUGGCUGGCCUCUGACACAGCCUGCAACAGCUUUUGAUUUGCACUAUAAAAGCAGUAAGCUAACUAAUUACAGAAGAGAUUCAAAACGAUGUAGAGAAAAUGAAGGCAAUGUAUCACCGUGGUCGUACCCGCUAGAAAUAUACAGCUUUGCAAUUUGCUUUUUUGGCUUGAAAAUGAAGCAGUUUAUCUAUUUAAGCUGAAUUGUGAGACACAAGAGCAUCAUAAAACCACUGUCAAUGGAGAGUACAGAUAUAUGUGAUUUGCUAUCACUUUUAAUCUAUGGAUUUAGCUGUAUAACAUGACUAUGUGAUUGGGGUUGUACGAGCCCUCACUAUUGCCUUCUCUAAUUUAUUGAUUCCCAGUCUAGAGAUGAAGGCUACAAGUGCUACUCAGUAAAAGCACAUGCAUCCCCAUUGUAUUCCCAGCUCUUCCAAUUCAGCCUUCUAUGUGCUUCUUUUUUCUUGUAUUACGUUUGUUUGUGACAAAUCACAAAUAUGCAUCUAAUCAAAAUAUCUUUGCCAUUUAUUUUAUUGCUUUCCAGUGGCUCCUUUUCAUCCCACCAGUUGCAUAUUAUAAAGAAAGGGCCUUGUCACUCUGGUUAUUUAGAAAAUAGAGGAGAUGCUUUAAUCAUUUCAACUGAAGCCAUGAUAUUUUCCUAAACCAAACCAAGCAGUUUUGUUGCCUAAACCUGACCAAACAAUAAAGUGAACACCCAAGUCUAUGUGAACCUCUUUUGUGACUAUCAAACUGGAGGCGUUUCCUACUACAUCAUAGUUAUCCUUUUCAAGGAAAGAAAUCCACAGUUUAGCUGUAUAGAAACAGUAGUUGACUGAUGCCAACAGAACCAACAAAAAAGAUCAAAACCUCCCAUCAGCGUGUAUUAACUGAAUCAAAAAUCGCUCAUGCAGAGAACUCAGUUAACAUUGAUCUUCCUGCUCUUCCUUGCUGUACACAGCACAUGGCUUUUUGGGUAACUGGUCGCUUAUUCACUGAGAUAGAAGCAUCCGAUCAGAGUAUUUAUGUUUGACCACACGCAUCUUUAUCUGUGUUCAGUGGCCGUCACAGGAUACACAGUACAGACUGGAUGCGCUCCAGUGGUUGUUAUAUCAGACUAUUUCAGAACAGCUCUGCGUUGGCUUCAGACUUUUGGACUGAUCUGUUGUGUGUUUUGGAUUCUUUUACGGUCAGAGCAGCGGUGCCAAAUGGGAAGCAGACCAAGAUAGAAAACGUUAUGCUUUAAUGUUUUUCUUUCUUCUUCUUUUUGUAUUUUAUUUAUUUUUUGUUCAAAUUGAUUGAUUGUUUUUUUCUGUCAUUUCUCAGUAAAUUAAAAAUGGAUUUCUACUCACUUUCUGCAGCUCCAGCACACCAGCCCUGUACGACUCUGUGUAAACAAAAUAAAAUACUCUGCACU
Messenger RNA from Amphiprion ocellaris (clown anemonefish), 5567 nucleotides. It is a transcript of the gene olfm3a, whose product is annotated as olfactomedin 3a. The record is from RefSeq and is a predicted model, not a curated record. The coding region runs from base 190 to 1614 and encodes 474 amino acids. Gene Ontology annotation, biological process: signal transduction. The transcript has 6 exons. Lineage: Eukaryota; Metazoa; Chordata; Actinopteri; Pomacentridae.